AUGGCUGCACAACAGAAAGACAACGAGAUGCUUGAGCUCGGCAGGGGGCUGCGUGGAACCCCCUGGUGUGAAGAGUACGAGAAGAUGAUCUCUGGAAUGCUGUAUAACCCCUUACACCCGAGACUUUUGGAGGGGCGCCACAAUGCCCGCUGCAAGGCCUUCAAAUACAACAACCUGGAUCCAAACAGCGGAGACUACGAGCAAAUUGCUGAUAAGCGCUCCGAGUUGCUCUCUGACAUGCUUGGCAAGGUUGGCACAGGCACUUGCAUCGAGACACCUUUUUACCCAGACUACGGCUGCAACGUGUCGAUUGGUGUGAACUGUUUCAUGAAUUUCGGGCUGACCAUCCUGGACACAAGUCUUGUCAUUAUUGGUGACAGGGUGCAGAUGGGCCCCAAUGUUCACAUAUACACUGCUGGUCACGAGACAAGUGUGCUUUCCCGCAUCAAGUUUGUAGAGUUUGGCCACCCCAUCCGCAUCGAGGAUGACUGCUGGAUCGGGGGGAAUGUCACCAUUCUUCCUGGGGUUACUAUUGGCCGGGGAUGCACUGUUGGUGCCGGCGCGACCGUGACGAAGAGCUUGCCAGCCUACUCCAUCGCCUUGGGGUCGCCGGCGAGGAUCGUUAAGACAAUUCCCUCAGUUGAGGAGGAGCUUGCCGAUCCCAGCAACCCGUACCGCAACAUGCCAGAUAGAGAUUAG
Molecule: messenger RNA, 699 nt
Organism: Clonostachys rhizophaga
Lineage: Eukaryota; Fungi; Ascomycota; Sordariomycetes; Hypocreales; Bionectriaceae
Source: the annotation of a GenBank genome assembly